Molecule: messenger RNA, 856 nt
Organism: Atta colombica
Lineage: Eukaryota; Metazoa; Arthropoda; Insecta; Hymenoptera; Formicidae
Exons: 3
Coding region: 47-754 (235 amino acids)
Biological process (GO): GPI anchor biosynthetic process; calcium ion transmembrane transport
Cellular component (GO): membrane; glycosylphosphatidylinositol-N-acetylglucosaminyltransferase (GPI-GnT) complex
Molecular function (GO): calcium channel activity
Source: RefSeq, a predicted model, not a curated record
UCUCGGCGCACCGGCGAUCAGCCGAGCAUUUAAUCAUUUAAUCAAGAUGAAUCCCAUAUACGCGGGUGAGUUGUUGUUCUUCGCCAUCUUCGGUCAGACGACACACGAAGAAUUAAAGACAGAAUUGACGCAAGCCAAAUGGACUACCGCCCUCUUCAAGAUCACCUUCGGCAUUUAUAUGUUGGUGUCGGUGGUAGUGCUUAUUAAUCUCCUGAUCGCUAUGAUGAGCGAUACCUACCAGCGGAUACAAGCACAGUCGGACAUCGAGUGGAAAUAUGGAUUGAGCAAACUCGUUCGAAAUAUGCACAGGACCACUACGGCACCAUCUCCGCUGAACCUCCUAUCCACGUGGAUCACGUAUUUCGUCAAACUUUGUAAGAAACGCCUGACCAAAAAGAAAGAACGACCCUCUCUGAUGCACCUAAUGGGUGCCACCCGCAUGUCCCCUCGCUCUAGGAUGGGAGCCAAAUGGCUGUCUAAGAUAAAGAAGACCUCACAGGUGGGACACAAGGAUAGCGUCGCUUUAUCAGUGGCUCACUUGAGUCCUCUCGGCAGUCAAUUGUCCUUCCGUAAUACUGUCAAGAUUGACAACGUGGUCGACUGGGAAGUUGUCAGGCGCAAAUAUAGAGAUCUUUACGGCGAGAAGAUCGAGGAGAAACUGAUCGAAGAAAACAAGGAGUCAGUAGAUAAUCCAUUGGCGAUUUUGGAAGGCUCGUCAGGUGUCGAAAAAUCGAGGCUUGGACUUGGAGCUUGAAAUAAAAGGAGGAAAUAUUGAAGGCAAUACACAUAACUCUCACGGAAGAGAAAGAAAGAGAGAAAGAAAAAGAGAUCAAAGCUCUUCCUAUUUUUGCAGAUU